Messenger RNA from Cydia strobilella, 963 nucleotides. RefSeq lists its product as uncharacterized. The record is from RefSeq and is a predicted model, not a curated record. Bases 1 to 963 code for a protein of 320 amino acids. Lineage: Eukaryota; Metazoa; Arthropoda; Insecta; Lepidoptera; Tortricidae. The transcript has 3 exons.
AUGGUCGUAUUUGCGAAGGCCGAAAAUAAAAGAGACGUGUGUGCCAUAAAACUCCUCAGAACACAAAACUCAAAUCUACCGGAGAUAGUCCUGGCGUCCACCUACAUGGCGGCCGAGGACGAACCACCUCCAGUGGAGAUGAACAACCUCAUACGCUACUGCGAACGAGAAAGGCUCGAGCUGGUCAUAUCUGCAGACUGCAACGGCCAUCACAACCUAUGGGGAAUGGAAACCAACAACAAAAGAGGACUGGCAGCUCAACACAUAUCCAACUGGCACGUGUCGGACGAGCUAUCCUGCUCCGACCACAGAUGGAUUCGGUACGACCUAACAGCCGACACACAGACACCCACACCUAGAAGAAACCCGAGACGCACGGACAUACCGGCGUACAAGGAACUUCUGGAAGGUAAACUAGACAAUAACACACACACAGACAGACCUAGCAAUACAAAGGAGUUGGAGGAACAGGUAAACUUACUUAUUAAGAACAUUACCGAUAGCUACGAAAACACAUGUCCACUAUCGACCUCAUCAGCUAGAGGGAAAAGCAGUAACAACAACAGCUGGUGGGGACCGGAGUUGGACCGAAUGAGAACAAAAAUGAGAAGGUUACUUAACAGAGCAAUGAACACAAGAGCUGAAGAGGACUGGGAUAAGUACAAAACAGCUAAAACAGACUAUAAGAAAAGACUGAGAUACAGAAAAUCAGCCACAUGGCGGAAUUUCUGCGAUAACAUAUCCACUGUAACACAGGCAAACAGAACAAGGAAAAUCCUUGCAGACCAACCAAGGCAACUACUGGGCACCCUGAGGAGACAGGAUAAUAGCACCACCAGUAGCCCAGCAGAGACAGAAAGGCUACUGGUUGAGACCCACUUCCCAGGAUGCAAGGUAGUAAAUGAGCAAGACCCGGAACAACAAAUCCAACUGAAAGAGAAUGGAAGACAGCAGAACGCAUAA